Corythoichthys intestinalis (scribbled pipefish) is the source of this 4756-nucleotide messenger RNA. RefSeq names its product serine palmitoyltransferase, long chain base subunit 1 (gene sptlc1). The record is from RefSeq and is a predicted model, not a curated record. Bases 178 to 1596 code for a protein of 472 amino acids. Gene Ontology annotation, molecular function: serine C-palmitoyltransferase activity; pyridoxal phosphate binding. Lineage: Eukaryota; Metazoa; Chordata; Actinopteri; Syngnathiformes; Syngnathidae. Gene Ontology annotation, biological process: sphingosine biosynthetic process; ceramide biosynthetic process. Gene Ontology annotation, cellular component: endoplasmic reticulum. The transcript has 16 exons.
AAUCUGUCGGGUUGUCAACGCUUUCGCAAUGUAGCCAUGGAUUGGACGGCAAGAAAACGUGGGGUUGCAGUCAGAUGACAUAGUUAACGGUUAUGACAAAAAAUAAAUCUCACCAGAAUUGAGGGUUGAGACAAGCGCUUCCACCUGAUGACGUAGAAGCAAGGGAGGGAUGUAAACAUGGCGUCUGGACAGCAAUGGGUGUUGGUGGAAAUGGUACAAGCGUUGUAUGAGGCCCCGUCUUAUCACCUCAUUUUGGAAGGUAUCCUCAUACUAUGGAUCGUCAGGCUUCUUUUCUCUAAAACCUACAGGCUCCAUGAGACAAAUAAACUAACUGAAAAGGAAAAGGAAGAUCUAAUUGAAGAAUGGCAGCCUGAACCACUUUCUCCCGCUGUUCCCAAAGAUUCGCCAUACAUUACCUACGAUGUUGUCACAGGACCUCCAAGCCACAAAAUCACCAUCAAUGGAAAAGAAUGCAUUAACUUUGCAUCAUUCAACUUCCUGGGCCUCCUUGACAAUGAACGAGUCAAGCAAAAGGCUCUGUCAUCAUUGAAGAAAUAUGGUGUCGGAACAUGUGGUCCCAGGGGUUUUUAUGGAACUUUUGAUGUUCACCUGGAGUUGGAGAGUCGACUAGCCAAAUUCAUGAAAACGGAAGAAGCCAUCAUCUACUCAUAUGGCUUUGCUACUAUUGCGAGUGCAAUCCCGGCAUACGCGAAAAGGGGCGAUAUUAUCUUUGUGGAUGAGGCAGCCUGCUUUUCCAUCCAAAAAGGCCUGCAAGCAUCCCGCAGCUUGAUUAAGUACUUCAAGCACAAUGACAUGGAGGAUUUGGAGAGGCUUCUACAGGAGCAAGAGUUGGAGGACCAGCAGAACCCUCGCAAGGCUCGAGUGACUCGCAGGUUUAUUGUUGUGGAGGGACUGUACAUUAACACUGCUGACAUCUGUCCUCUUCCUGAACUGGUGAAACUGAAAUAUAAGUACAAGGUGCGGAUUUUCCUGGAGGAGAGCAUGUCUUUUGGUGUGUUGGGAGAGCAUGGCCGAGGAGUCACGGAGCACUUUGGAGUCAAUAUAGAGGACAUUGACCUAAUCAGUGCUAACAUGGAGAAUUCCGUUGCCUCUAUUGGAGGCUUUUGCUGCGGGCGCUCUUUUGUCAUAGACCACCAGCGCUUGUCAGGCCAAGGCUACUGUUUUUCUGCAUCCUUGCCUCCCAUGCUGGCUGCAGCAGCCAUUGAGGCCCUCAGUAUCAUGCAGGAAAAUCCAGAAAUAUUCACCAUUCUGAGGGAAAAAUGCACAUAUGUUUACAAAGCAUUACAAGAAAUUCCAGGGCUAAAAUUAGUGGGAAUGCAGUUUGCCCCAGCGCUUCACCUGCAGUUAGAGAGAAGUUCAGGCUCCAGAGAGUCUGACAUGCAGCUUCUGCGCUCAAUAGUAGAUUAUUGUAUGGAAAGGCAAGUGGCUCUGACCCUUGCCCGAUACCUAGAAAAAGAAGAGCGAUAUCCCCCUCCACCAAGCAUCCGGGUGGUGGUGACCAUUGAACAGACAGAGGAGGAAAUACUAAAGGCCAAGUCCUGUAUCCAGGAAGCUGCUUUAGCACUACUGAAAUGAAUGCCAUUUUUUUCACUAAUAAUGUCCCUUGGCCUUUUACCACGCUUCCACCGCUCAUACUGAUGGACAUUUUUGUAUCAAAUCACCCCCGCCCUCCUUUCAAUAAUGUCUUAGGAAUCCUUAUCGGGAAUUUUGACUGACAGCUGUGACUACUGUAAUUUUCGCUCUAUAAGGCGCAUCUGACUAUAAGCCGCCACCCACCAAAUUUUGCACGAAAACUGCAUUUGUUCAUAGAUAAGCCGCACUGGACUAUAAGCCGCAGCUGUCCUCACUGUAUUUAUGGGAUAUUUACAUCAAAGAUAUUAACAGGUAAAACUUUGUUUGACAGCAUCAUAAGACCAAAUCAACCACCAUUAACCAAUUGUUUGCAAAGAUUCAUUGCUUCAAGACGCUUCAUUAUGCCAUCACUGCUCCCUUGGGCGAGAGGGUCAUGCUCUGCUGCCACCUGCUGUCGACACUUUUGUUGUCCAACAUGCCUCCUAGCAUGCAUUGCAGCACCACAGGUGUAAAUAACAAUCAAAAUUAACGUUCUGUGCAAAUUAUUUCUUCAGUUACUGUUCCAUUUGUUUCAUUAAUUGCUAGUCAUGGUAUUUGGUAACCCUUUAUUUGACAUUGGCGACAUAAGACAUAAUUAUAACAUAAUUAUAACAUGAAACUGUCAUGAGCAUUCAUGAAUGCUUAUAACAGAUGUAAUUUAGUGAUAUCCGGCAAAUGAUCUCACUUUUGAAUGGAUGUAAAAGAUCCAAACUGGACAUAAAUGGUGUUAGUGAUAUAAUUUGUCGGAUUAUCCUUAAUAACAUUUGUCAUAACCAUUCAGUAAUGCCUAUGAUAUCGUCAUGUCAUAAUUAUGACUUUCUUAUGACAGUUUUAUGAUGCCACUGUUAAAUAAAGUGUUAGCUAUGAACCCAAAUAAAUCAACAAAUAAGCUGCACUGGACUAUAAGCCGCAGGAUUUAAAAUACAGAAAAAAGUUGCGGUUUAUAGUCCGAAAAUUACAGUAAUAAGCCAACAUCUGAGAUGUGUUGAUUUAUUCCUGCCUUCAUGUGGUGUCGUAAUUGGAGGUCGACCGACAUAGGAUUCUAAAAGGCUGAUUUACAUUACUGUAAUUUUCGGACUAUAAAAAGGUCGCCAACUAAAAGUUGCUUUGAUCAAAAAAAAAAUUUUUCAUCAAAGAAAAAUCAUUUGGAUUUUUUUUUUGUUGUUGUUGUUGAACUUUUUAUGCAAAGCAAAUGACCGUCUAAGUUGCUAGUCACAUGAUCUGUUCGAAAAAUAAUUUUGACCCAUUAUAAUUUUUUUUUUUCACUUUUAUUGCUUUACAACUAUAUAUACAGCAUAUAUAUAUAUACACAUAUAUAUAUACAUAUACAUAUAUAUUAGGGGUGUCAAACGAUUAAAAUUUUUAAUUGAGUUAAUUACAGCUUAAAAAUUAAUUAUUCGUAAUCAAUCGCAAUUCAAACCAUCUAUAAAAUAUGCCAUAUUUUUCUGUAAAUUAUUGUUGGAAUGGAAAGAUAAGACAAAAGAAGGAUAUAUACAUUCAACAUACGGUAUAUAAGUACUGUAUUUGUUUAUGAUAACUAUAAAUCAACAAGAUGGCAUUACCAUUAUUAACAUUCUGUUAAAGCGAUCCAUGGAUAGAAAGAGUAGUAGUUCUUAGUAGUAGUAGUUCUUAAAAGAUAAGUGGUAGUACAAGUUAUAGAAAUUUUAUAAUAAAACCCCUCAAUGUUUUCGUUUUAAUAAAAUUUUUUAAAUUUUCAAUCAAAAAAUAAACUAGUAGCCCGCCAUUGUUGAUGUCAAUAAUUACUUACACAAUGCUCAUGGGUGCUGAAGCCUUUAAAAUCAGUCGCACCCAAGCGCCAGCAGAGGGCGGCAAAACUCCGAAAAUACAACAAGUAUACAUUUCACUGUGCUUUCAUUUGAAUCGGUUUGAGCGGGGCAUUUGUGCGUAAAUUGCGUCAAAUAUUUUAACUUGAUUAAUUAAAAAAAUUAAUUACCACCCGUUAACGCGAUAAUUUUGACAGCCCUAAUACAUAUAUAUAUAUAUAUAUAUAUAUAUAUAUAUAUAUAUAUAUAUAUAUAUAUAUAUAUAUAUGAAAGUCAAUUACAUGCGAUUACACUUUUCGGCCACCAGGGGGGGCCUGGCCGAAUCCACUUAUGGCGAGAAGCAAAAGUUAGCGGUCGAAUGUGGCGGCAGUCAACUGUUAUUUUGUUUAUUGUUUUCAUAUUGUUGCCACAAUAAAGUGGAGAAAGCUAUCAACAAUUCCUCUCUUUCUUUCCGCCACAUUUGGGGCUAUUACGAAACCAUUUUUAAAAAACGUUUUUAUAUUAUUAUUAUUACUAUACACGACAGGUGCCGGAUCUGCCCAAAUAAGUCCCGGAACACAGGGAGGCCAAAAUCAAGAGGUGCCGGAUCUUGUUCCGGCAGGAUCUGGCACAAAUUAACCCUCCUCAAAUUAAUUUGUGUCAUUCUGCUAGUUGUCAGUCACCAUAUCACAAAUGUUAUGAAAAUAUGUUAUGAAGGUUGAAAAGUUACCUAGUGUUGCUUUCAAUUAAGUCCUCCUGUACGAACGCAUUCUUGAAAUCUGUUUGUUUGAUUCCUCAUCUGAGCUGGAAUACUGUGCAUUUCAUCCUGAUGUCACCAUGGUUACUAAAAUGGCACAUUGUUUACUUGCUCAAGGUCAUUGUUUCGCAGUGCUGCCACUUGCUCAUGUCUUUUUUUUUUUUUUUUUAAGUGGUCAACUUCAUGUUUCCAGAACACAUUCAAGCAGGACACCAUUUAAAGCACAUAAUUUUAAAAUGAAAAUUCCAUAAUUAUUUUCUAAAUGGCAUGUUUUAAAGUUCCAAUUACAGUAUUAUAAAUAAAAUAUUUUCUGCCAUCACUCUUGGUUUUAUUGGAUAGUUAAAAACGUGUUUUUAGGUCCUCUGUUGUUGUAGUUGUAGUAGCUUUAUGCAUCCACUAGAUAGAGCUAGGGUAAAGGGAAUGUCAUGUCAUUAUUAACCAAUAUUGAUCCAUUUAUAAGGUGCAUCUGAUUGUAAGGCGCACUGUCGGCUUUUGAGAAAAUGGAAGACUUUAAGGUGCGCCUUACAGUGCGGAAAAUAUGGUAAUUGAAACCUAAAAACAUGCCAUUUAAAAAAGUGAUGACAUUUUCAUUUAAAAAUUACAU